UCAUGUCUUUAGCACUCGUAGUGUCGGCCAUCUGGCCCCGGCAAACUCGAUGGCAUGGAGGACUCGCUCUGUUCGUCGACACUUCUACGCCAAGUCUGAUCAUCGUCCGUCGAUCUUCCACGGCUCAUAACGGAAACGACCGUCUCGUCCGCACGACGGUGGUGGCCGUCCCCAGCUCAACUCAAAGGCCUUUGAUAUCGAAACCUCAUGCUGCAGUCGUUCUUCGGUGACAAGUUGAGUCUCCUCAAUCCGGUGGUGCCCGGACUUAUCGCUGCGGCGGUGGUCGUCGCCGUCUAUUACACCACCGAGACCACCGAACUGCCUAUAGUCGAAGAUGCUGAGGAACAGGACGGCAAAGCCGUACCCAAGCGCGUCCGCUAUCUGCCGUCCAAGAUUCCGGUGCUGGGCAAUGCCAUGGAGCUGCUAAGCAACUCGGAGCGUAUGCACGACUGGAUCGCCGACCAAAUCGUGCCGCGCAACGGUGAACCAUUCACCCUCAGUCUUCCAGGCAAGGACGACAUGAUGUUCAUCGCCAAACCAGAGCACAUCGAGCAAGUGCUUAAGACGCAGUUCGACAACUUCCCCAAGAGCCAGCACAUUCACGACGUCUUCUUCGAUUUGCUAGGCGACGGCAUCGUCAUCACCAAUGGCGAGACGUGGAAGCGUCAGCGCCGCGUGCUCGUGAACCUCUUCAGUGCUCGCACGUUGCGGGAGCACAUGACGCCGAUCUCGCAGAAAUAUGUAGUGAAAUUGCGCAGCAUCUUCGAGGAGGCCGCGGCGUCUAACAAGCCCAUGGACGCCUUCGGACUCAUGCACCGCUACACGCUCGACGUGUUCGCUGAGAUCGGCUUUGGCACGGAGAUGAACCUCCUUGAAGGCCGCUACCAACCGUUCGCUGAAGCCAUCGAGGAGUCGCAGUACAUUGUGUCGGCGCGGUUCAAGCAACCGGAUGCGCUCUGGAAGAUCAAGCGCUGGCUGAACGUCGGCAGCGAGAAGAAGCUGCGUCACGCGAUUGACGUCAUUGACGAGCACAUUAUGCGCAUCGUAUCUGAGGCGAUUCAGCGCCGUCAAGAACGCAAAGAAGCCAUUAAGGCAGGCAAAGACGUCAAGCCUGCAGACAAGGACAUCGUGUCGAUCAUUCUGGACUCCAUGGAGACGAACAACCAGGUCGUGGACCCCGUUGAGGUGCGUAACAUUGCAGCCGCAGCACUGAUCGCCGGGCGUGACACUACGGCUGAUGCUUUGGGCUGGUUGCUCCACGUACUGAGUGAGAACCCGAACGUGGAGGCCAAACUACGCUCGGAGCUGCUGAAGCACAUGCCUAAGCUUGCCACGGACUCAAAGUACGUUCCUACAGUGGAGGAGCUGAGCGAGGUGCCGUACCUCGAGGCGACAAUCCGUGAACUGCUCCGCGUCAUGCCUGCCGGUCCGUUGAUCGCUACACAUUGCGUCCGCGACACGGUGUUCCCGGACGGCACGUUUGUGCCCAAGAACACGGAUAUCGGCAUCGCGUUCUACACGACCGGCCGCCUCACGAGCGUCUGGGGUGAAGACGCGUUGGAGUUCAAGCCUGAGCGCUUCCUCGACGCUGAGACUGGAGAGAUCAUCAAGGUGUCAUCGUCUAAAUUCUGCGCGUUCAGCGCCGGCCCGCGCAUCUGCGUGGGGCGCAACCUGGCGUACCUCGAGAUGAAGAUCGUUAUUGCCAACAUUGUGAGCCGCUUCCAUCUCGUACCGGAGCCCAACCAGCCGACGCCCGCGUACACGCAGGGCAUCACUCUGGGCAUGCAGACUCCGCUCAUGAUGCGCGUCGAGACCGUUGCAUCACAAGACAGUGGUGUUGCAGCGUAGUGUAAAGCAGGCACUGCGAUCUAUGCGUAACUAUAGAUAUGUAGCUGGUCGAUCUUCACGACCACGAACUACCAAGUUGAAGUGAUCAAUGCAAACCAUAAAAUAUCCGUAAGGUAGUCCGGUUCUACGACCUCAAUCAAGUCUACCAGUAGCACCACUGCCAGGAACACACUCUACCGGCAUGGACGCCAUGGUGGAGGUCGGGUUCUUCGACCAGGUACGGUCCGUGGCAGAUUCCGUUGGUGACGCCAUCGCGUGCCUGAAGAUUGCAAAACGCAAAUCUCAUGGCGUACGUGGCAUACCCUUACAACCCGACGAGGAAGGUUCCCUCU
Molecule: messenger RNA, 2180 nt
Organism: Phytophthora nicotianae INRA-310
Lineage: Eukaryota; Oomycota; Peronosporomycetes; Peronosporales; Peronosporaceae
Exons: 1
Coding region: 208-1848 (546 amino acids)
Molecular function (GO): iron ion binding; oxidoreductase activity, acting on paired donors, with incorporation or reduction of molecular oxygen; monooxygenase activity
Source: RefSeq, a predicted model, not a curated record